AACACCAGUGCUGUCAGGCUGCUGCUGAGUGAGUGUACGCUGAGCAUCUCUCUGCGAGUAGGAAGAGAAACUACGCUAAAAAGUACCACCAAAGCAUCUCAGCUGUGGAGAUGAUGGAGGAGAAUGAGAAGCAGUCAGACCUCAGUGUGAUGGAGGGGAACAACGAUGGAGACAGCUUCAGGCUUCACAUGGUGACGUGGAACGUGGCCACAGCUGAUCCUCCAGACGACCUGACCGUGCUUCUCCAUCUGAACUCCCCAAAGAGCCCAGACCUCUACGUCAUCGGUCUGCAGGAGGUGUACUCGGGGCCUUUGAGGUUUGUGUCUGACAGUGUAUUCGAUGACCCGUGGAGUCAUCUGUUUAUGACCACCUUGGGACCACGGAAAUACAUUAAGGUGUCAUCCAUCAGAAUGCAGGGUCUGCUGCUGCUCUUCUUCUCCAAGCUGGACCACGUCCCCUUCAUCAGAGACAUCCAGGCCACAUACACACGCACAGGCAUUUUCGGUUACUGGGGUAACAAAGGUGGCGUGUCCAUCCGUCUGUCUUUCUACGGCCACAUGCUGUGUUUCCUCAACUGUCACCUGGCUGCACACAUGAAAUACGCCACAGAGAGAGUGGACGAGUUCGAGUACAUCCUGGACACACAGACCUUUGACUGUAAGAAGGCUCCAACAAUUGUUGACCACAGGCUGGUCUUCUGGUUUGGAGAUCUUAACUUCAGAAUUCAGGACCACGGCAUGCACUUUGUCCGCUCCUGUAUCAACAACCAAACGUUCAGCCUGCUGUGGAGCAAAGACCAGUUGACCAUGAUGAAGAAGAAAGAACAGCUGCUCCAGGAGUUUGAAGAAGGACCUCUGGACUUUCAACCCACGUACAAGUUUGACUUGAACUCCAACACUUAUGACAGCAGGGUCUACAGGACUUGGUUUGGCUUUAACGGGAAGAAGCGUAAACCCGCCUGGACCGACAGGAUUCUGUGGCGGCUCCGACCCAAAGCCCCGCCCCCUGACGAGCCAGAUGACGGUGGGGUCGGACCAGAUGUGAAGAAGGCCGUGCAUGUGGAGGAGGAUGAGGAGUACCCUCUGAAGGUCAGGCAGGAGUUGUACACCAGCAACAUGGAGUACAGCAUCAGUGAUCACAAACCUGUCGUCAGCAUCUUCACGCUGGAGCUGAGGAAGAUGAUCGAGACUCCUCUGGUGCGUCUGCAGGCGGAGGGCGACUGGAGCGCAGACAUUGACGCCAUGGUUAUCUACAGCCCUCUGCAGCCGUUCCCCUCCAGCACAUGGGACUGGAUCGGACUCUAUAAGGUUGGAUUCACCAGUGUGUCGGACUACAUCACCUACACGUGGGUCAAAGACGACGAAGUGGCCUUUAAUGAAGAAGUCAUACAGGUGUAUGUUAGUAAAGAGGAAAUCCCUGUGCGGGGAGGAGAGUGUGUGCUGUGCUACUUCAGUAGUACUCUGCAGUGCAUCAUUGGAAUCAGUGAUCCAUUCAAGGUCCAUGAGUCUAAGGUAGCCAGUGAGGAAGGCCUGGAGCCGGAGAAGAUCAACGGACUCAACCAAACCGUAGCCAGCGACGACUUUUGGAACUGAUCUAUGAGGAGUCGUAGAUGUGGUAUGAUACAGAGGUGGAUCUGCCUGAACCACAUCGCGUAAUUUAAUUACUGUGUUUCCUGAUUUGUCUCCAGAGGAGCAGAUCAGGAAGCGUUGCCUGUUCAUGCUGUGACACAUCCCCACUGACCUCUCUAAUGCUACUGGUGUGGCUGUUAGGCCUCGUUCAGACAUAUCCAGAGUUUAUCCAGAUUAAUUUUAGAAAGGCUGUAUGUAAAAAAAUAACCCCACAUGAAAUGUGAUUUUUGCAAAUCAGAUCCAAACCACAUUGGAGGUGGUUUGAUAUCGGAUUUCAACAGAUGAGAUUCAGUCCGACAGCUCUGCCCUCUCAAAUUGGAUUUUCAAGUGUUGUUUGUGUCAUGACACACAACGUCAUACAUGAGCCCAAUUCAUGCUGCUACGAGCAGAGCAAUAUGGGCGAAAGGUUGCUGCUCUCUGUCGCUGUUUGAUGUGAAGGGUGAAAGGUUGGACCUCCAUUUCUCAUGCUUGCAUGUUGAAAUGACACAUCGCCAGCAUAGCUACCAGAGUUUACGCUACACUUUUGUUUUUUUGACGGCCAAUAUGAAGUAUAUUUUAAAUAUUCAUGUAAUAGCCUACAUUUAAAGGCAAUAAAACAUUUUAAACUAAAUAACUACUAAACGACUACUCGGACGUUUAGUGACAGACAAAAGAGGAAAAGGCCUCGGUGCGCUAAUCGUCACCAUAAAUCAGGGGUGUCAAACUCAUUUUAGUUUAAGUUCCACAUACAGCACAGUUUGAUCUCAAGUGGGCCGGACCAGUAAAACCAUUGCAUGAUAACCUGUAAAUAACGAAACCUUCAAAUUUGUUGCUCUCUUCCAGUGUGAAGAAGUAACCUUACAGGUAACUCACAUCCUGAAAAGGUCCACAGUCAAUAAACAAUCCAUUUACAAAACAAAUGAUGAACAGCCUGAGAUGAAGGCUGAAAGAUGACAGAAAAAUAAGAUGUUGAUGCUAUUCUGCUAGCAUAAGGUAGCUAGCUUUCACAGCUGCACUGCUGAUCUCUCAGCUAAAACUAAAACCAGACUUAUGUUUUCUCAAACCCGCCAACCAUUAAUUUAUCAUCUCUGUUCUUAGUUGUCCUGGCAAGUUGCUAAAUUUUUCGCCAUAAUGAGUUGAUAGUGGUGGUAAAUAUAAUAUUUCUUGAGCACAACAAGCACAGUGACUGUCCAUUUACCUCUGUCAAGAAACAGGAACUAGUUCAUUUGGACCAAUAGGUACAGCAGUGCAUUUAAUUGAAGCAAAGUCAUUAAGUGGGUCACAUUGAACCCUUUUGGCGGACUGGUUCCGGCCCACGGGUCAUAUAUUUGACACUCCUGUCAUAAAUCAUCAAGCCUGCUAUUUACUGUCUGGCUCGCCAUCAUGGAGUGAAGCGUAUCGUCAGUGGAUGUGGCGUAAGCUCUGAACAGGCACGGACGAACUCUGUAUGGUUUAGGGGGAUAGUUAAUAUCCCAAAAUCUGGUCUGCUGAUUUUAGUUUAUAUUUAAGUUGUCCGGGCAACAUAUCCUAUAGGUCAGUUGUUUGAUACGCUAUUAGAAAGUUUAUUUAUUUGACAUAUUUCCAACCGGACAUUUAAGGUUUUGAUAUUUUCAUCUGACGGUCAACCACACGCGAUACACUUAAAAGCUGCCGGCUAACGUAAACUCUGAUGGCUGCGUAGUUACUGAGACCUUCGUCGUUACCAUAGCAACCCAUGCAGAUAGUUUGGUGGUGUCCAGACACACAAAUCCGAUCUGAUCACAGCUCAGAGCAGACGGUCUGUCUUUGAGAUCUGAUUCAAGGACCAAAUCUGAUUCACCUUCAGUCUGAACGCAGCCUCAGCUACUCUCACAUCUGUGGUCAGAACACGACUUCCUCUGUAGGGUCAUUUUCUCUACGUACGUUUACCAGAAUUUAAACUUUGACUGAAACAAUACAAAGGUGGCAUUUAAGAUAUGAAGUGCUUUGAUUGAACAUUAUAUGUUUGGUUAAUGGGGACUGGGAUGUAACAGGUUAUAGAUAAAACAGAGGGUGAGGUAUGUCAUAGGAUCUGUACAGUCUGCUGCUGUGUGUGAACAGCUCCAUUAUGUGUGUAAACUCUGUGUUUUAAUGCUGAACUUUUAACGCUCUCACAGCUGCUUUGUGUGGCUGAUAGAAACGCUGGAUCACUGAAUAGUUUUGCUUGUUUGGAGACGUGAAACACUCCAGCUGAACUUCACCUGACUGCUGCACUGAUGAAAAGGGAAUCGCAAAAUUAACUAAACUCUUUGGCUAGUUUAGUGUCAGCUGUGUUCAUAUGGAGUUACUUUGCAGUGAGAAAUGAGCAAAUUAAUGUUCACUGCUUCCUUAGCAAGUAUGAAGAGAGAGGUUAACUUAAGUCAUUGUGUGGAUGUGAUUAAGAUGCAUGUUCAUGGCAAAGCUAAUACGAUGCUGGAGUUAAUAGCAGUUUUCACAGCAGAUGCCUCCAUUAGUAGCUCAUAUUAAGUUUCCUUGUUUUCAUUUUAAUCUAAGUCAAAGCUUUAAGAUCAAGUGCUUGUUCAGGAGAUAAUCAGAGCUUCAAACCUGUGGGUGAACCAAUAGGCUAAAGCAGUGGCUCCCAGGUGGUGGGUCGUGGUCCGAAAGUGGGCUGUCAACUUGCCAACAUGUCAAGUUUGUUAAAAACACACUUUAUUUUAAAGUGCAGGGAAUUUCCAGCACAGAGCUUUUAUUUUGAAGUGCCGUUUCCUGCUGUAGAGUGCGUGACUUACAGACAGCUACUUAACAGAGACAGCAAAGUAGCUCGAUGACAUGACAGAAGUAUGACACUGAAUAUAUUAAACUGUAUGGACCUUGAACGAAUGACUGUGGAGAGAUCUGGACCCCGUGUGCCUGGACCAGUUGGGAACCAAUUUUUUGGUUUGGCUAAUUAAUCAGUGCCGAUUUUUACAAACUGUCGGUAUCAGCAGAAGUUUUUGCUUGGACUGCAACAGCUGGUCCAGUGCUGCCAAUCAGCUAUCGACGUUUUCCUGCUCCAAACUGUCGUCAUUAUAUCCAGCACCACCCGAGCCUAUCACAAGAAAACACUUUGUAGGCCAAUUGAAAUCCAAUGAAUCAAUCGCAGCUGCCUUAACACCACCAAGCACUCUCAGUAUAGCUCCUUUGGAACCAACAGUUCCGCUAACUUUGCUGACCGAUACAAAAAUGCGAGAAGGUAAGGUCCUGUCUUGAGCCAGGGUUUAGUUUGUCUGUUUUGGGCUGCUGCAGAAACAUGGCGGUGCAACAUGGUGAUCUCCAUAGACGAGGACCUGCUCCCUAUGCAGAUCAGGACAGCUCAUUCUAAAGCCCCAUUGAAACAAGAUGGCAGCUAUUUCUGCGAAAUCAGUCUGCAGCUGAUCCUGAGACAAAACAGGACAAGGUCCAAAACCUGAACAAAUUUAAAGGGAAAUUUCGG
Messenger RNA from Epinephelus lanceolatus (giant grouper), 5037 nucleotides. RefSeq names its product inositol polyphosphate 5-phosphatase K. The record is from RefSeq and is a predicted model, not a curated record. Gene Ontology annotation, biological process: negative regulation of glycogen biosynthetic process; negative regulation of peptidyl-serine phosphorylation; negative regulation of phosphatidylinositol 3-kinase/protein kinase B signal transduction. Gene Ontology annotation, molecular function: phosphatidylinositol-3,4,5-trisphosphate 5-phosphatase activity; phosphatidylinositol-4,5-bisphosphate 5-phosphatase activity; inositol bisphosphate phosphatase activity. Lineage: Eukaryota; Metazoa; Chordata; Actinopteri; Perciformes; Serranidae. Gene Ontology annotation, cellular component: endoplasmic reticulum; cytoplasm; plasma membrane.